This is a messenger RNA of Drosophila mojavensis, 2126 nucleotides long. RefSeq names its product protein OSCP1 (gene OSCP1). The transcript has 2 exons. The coding region runs from base 1055 to 2125 and encodes 356 amino acids. The record is from RefSeq and is a predicted model, not a curated record. Gene Ontology annotation, cellular component: cytoplasm; plasma membrane. NCBI's taxonomy places the organism in Eukaryota, Metazoa, Arthropoda, Insecta, Diptera, Drosophilidae. Gene Ontology annotation, biological process: transport.
UUGAUUAUUUCAGUUGCCUUUAUCAAGGUUUUUAAAUUUAUAAUAAUAUUGUUUUAAAACAUUAUUUAAAAAAAUACUGUCCAUUAAUUAGUGUGACCGCACUGCAUUGCUACCGUUGACUGCUUGGCGCCCUGAAGCUUUGAAAUUUCAAAGUUGAAAAGUCAUCGACGUCAUGUCGUAUGCUAAUUGCAUUGUGCGGGCAACCACGCAACUUCCUGUUUCCUUUUCCGUAGUUCGUCUGUACAGUGCAGGUGUUUUAUUUGCAGUCACCCCCACAUAUUUAAUAUUAAAUUACCAUAUAAAUGCAAUUUAUGGGCGGGGCAGUAAAUGGCUGUUGUCCAAUUUUUUAAUAGGUGGUGGAUAUAUUUUUAGAUUAGUAACAUUUGUAUUGUUUGCGGUAAUUGUUUGUUUUUCUCUUUUUUUGUGUAAGCAACAACAGCUUUGCAAAAUAAACAGAAAUCAAUAACUAUGGGACGUACAGACAGACGCCAAGCAAAGAAAACUUCACAUCUAAAACCCUACUCCGGACCGCCUACUUCGGCCACUGCCAUAAUUAUUAUACAUGCCAUUGUUGCUGUACAGAGAAUGGGUAUAUUAGCUUUGUCAUUUGCUUGGUUACCUAUACUAAAUAUAAAUACAAUAUAUCAAAUCGUAACUCUUAAUCUCUAGCUAGAAUCUAAAAUAACGUUAGAGAGAGACCUAUAUAAAUAUUUUUUAACUGAAUCUUCAUAGGCGUAUCAUAAGUAUACACCUAAUUAACUGGUAUUUGAGCUGUCGGCUAUAGGGAACAUUGCAUUUUUUUUAUUUGUACUUACUGUGGCGCUAAAAGACGUUGCCCGGGGCUCUCAUGAAGCAAUCAAACAUCGCCGUCGCCAUCGCCGCCGUCGUCGUCGUCACAGGACCCCCUUGUCCAACAGCACGGAAACGAAAAAUCCAAUAAAAAUAUAAAUGUAUGUGAGAAAUAUUCGUGGUUGGUCGCGUGCCGCUGUGGCAUGCGAGCAGCGGCACAGCGCCACAGUGCCGCAGCGAGGGAGCAGCUGUCUGGGCUUAGUUAAUGUUUAGCAGUCGACGCUCGCAGUUCCGUACACUGAGCUCCUUCAGUAUGUCCACACGCCAGCCACUCAAUCCGCGUGCCAAUGUUUUCAUACUGGUCAAUCUGGGCUGUGAGGCGCUCUACGUAAUUGACCAGCGUCUGAAGGCUCAACAAAUUGCGGCCGACAAGUCGCUUCAAGUCAUACACGAUGUGACGUCGGUGCUAUUGGAGCCCAAGUUCAUUGAGUCACUCAUCAAUGGGUCCAUGCACAGCAAUGCCCAGCUGCUGACAGCGGAUCACUGCAAGUUUAUGCUGAACGACAUUGCCACCUGUUCGCUGAUGCGUCUGGACGAGACGUCCAUGGAGAAGCUCUGGAAUCUGAUGACCAUGGUGUAUAAAUGGCAGCUCUUUGUCUCGCGGCACCAGCAUCAUCUGCUGGACAUAACGUUCCGGCAUUUGGAUGCCAUUAGUCGACUAUAUCCGGAUGCGAAGCGACAUAUGCUCAUCGAUUACACCAAGAAUACGUUACUGGACUUCUGGAAUGCCUGCGGCGAGGAGCACCAGCUGUCCAUUUACCGCACCAACAAGGCGUGGCUGGAGUGCUUCAAUACUAAGAUCUCUUUGCUCAUCCGGCUGGGCUUUCAGGCCAUGGACGGCAGUUUUCUGACCCCUACAGAUCAGAGCCACUACGAGGACUAUGCCCAAUGCAUUGGCGACAAUAUCUACAUGAAGAACAAUGAAUUGAUGCAGCAGCAGCAGCAGCGCGAACCGAAUCGCAUAGAUCAACUGGCAGCGCAGCUGAGUAUUAAUCAAACGCAACCCGCAACUGGCGAGGAUUUGCAGCCCAUGGAUGCCGGCCAAGUCCAGAAGCAGUUUGAACAAACAUUCUCUAACAUUCUGUUCGCGGACAUGGAUAAUAAUGCGGAGGGGGCAGCAACAUCGCAGACGCAGCGCAGCCCCAACGCCUCUGGCUGUGAAUUUGUGCAGCUGCUGACUGCGAGCACCAAGGCGGAUGAGGUGGUGCCCACGGCGACCCGCAGUACUGGAGUGCUCAAUCAGCAAUUGAUCGAUUUGUAUAGCAAAAUGCAUUGAA